AUGUUCCUCUUCUCCCGUAAGACCAAGACACCCAUCAGCACAUACACUCACUCCUACAGGGCUCCUACCUCCAUCAAAGAGGUUUAUAAGGACCCACCUUUGUGGGCGUGGGAGGCUAACAAGUUUGUGACUCCGGGUUUGACUCACACAAUGCGUCGGCAUGUGGAUCCUGAAGCCCUGCAGAAGAUGGCCAAAUGUGCUACACAGAACUCCAGGUUUAAGAGUUCCAUAUCAGGCCACCCUUACUUGCCUGAAAAGUACUGGCUCUCUCAAGAGGAAGACGACAAAUGCUGCCCAGGCUACCUAGGCAGUGACCGAUACAACACCUGGAGGACAGAACCCAACAGCACCUACUGGAACAAGUACACCUGCCUUCCCCCAUUAUCUAAGGAGACCGGGAUGGACACCGUGGAGCGAGGAAUGCCCUUGGAGUACCCUCCUAAGCCGGAGCGCCUCAAUGCCUACGAGCGGGACGUAGUGGUGAACAUGCUGGACUCGCUGUCGCGGAACAAGCAGCUGCCGCAGAUCGCGCCUCGCUGCGGGUGCGUGGACCCGCUGCUGGGCCGCCAGCCGUUCCCGGGGUACGAGAGCGCCUGCUCGGGCCGCCACUACUGUCUGCGCGGGAUGGACUACUGCACCUCCGCCCGCGGGGCUCCGUGCACCGAACGCCGCCUGAGGCCUCUGGGCCCGGAGCUGCCGACUGUAAGGAGUAUGUUGCCCUACGAUCACCGGCCCGGAAUGCAGUGUGCUGUUACAACUCCCCCGCCCUCAUACUACCCAUGUCCCAACCUUAGAUGGGACACAAGUCACUUCAAGAAGACAGGUGGUCCCCAGAGAAACAACUAUGUCGUCCACCCUGAGUUUGUGUCAGAGGCCUAUCCUGACUACCAUUGCUGGUAAAGUCUUGGCCAGGCCAAAGGGGUAAAGCAAUAAAAGAACUCUUCACCCA
Molecule: messenger RNA, 949 nt
Organism: Jaculus jaculus (lesser Egyptian jerboa)
Lineage: Eukaryota; Metazoa; Chordata; Mammalia; Rodentia; Dipodidae
Gene: Spmip6
Product: chromosome 1 C9orf24 homolog
Exons: 7
Coding region: 1-900 (299 amino acids)
Cellular component (GO): perinuclear region of cytoplasm; manchette
Molecular function (GO): alpha-tubulin binding
Source: RefSeq, a predicted model, not a curated record